AUGAAGAUUAAUACUCUUUUCGAUGUUAAAGGUCGUACGGCAGUGAUCACUGGUGGUGGAUCUGGUUUAGGAGAAAUGAUGGCACAUGCUUGGGUUCAAAAUGGUGGACAUGUGAUCAUCGCUUCACGUAAGGAGAAAGCAUUAUCAAAAGUUUGUGAUGAAUUAAAUUCAUUAAAAACUGGUAAAGCAGAAUAUGUAGUAGGGGAUGUAUCUACAAAAGCAGGUUGUGUAGCUUUAUGUGAUAAAAUAAAAGAAAAAGUUAAUAAGAUUCAUGUUUUGGUGAACAAUUCGGGUGUGAGUUGGGGUGCACCUUAUGAUGAUGUUCCAGAAAAAGAGGGAUGGGAUCGUGUUCUAGGCAUGAACGUGAAAUCGAUCUUUUACAUGACAUCAGAACUUACUUCACUUCUGGCAAAGGACGCAACCAACAUUGAUCCGGGACGUGUGAUCAUCAUCUCAUCAGUAGCUGGUGUAGCAAGUAUCGCGGAAUCAACUGGUUUAGGAGCUCAAGGCCAUGGUUUAUGGUCAUACAAUGCUAGCAAAGCGGCUGCAAUCUCUUUAUCUAACAAUUUGGCCGUCACUCUUGGUCCUAAAUUCAUUACCGUCAACGCAAUUUGUCCAGGAGUUUAUCCAUCAAGGAUGACAGCUUAUGGAAUGAAAGUUGCUGGUGAUGCUUUAGCACAGUCACAUCCAAUGGGAAGGUAUGGUACACCAGAGGAUAUGGCGGGUAUAUUUUUAUUUUUGACUAGCCGUGCUGGAGCACAUAUUUCUGCAAACGUCAGUAAUUUGAACGUAUCCAUUUCAUUGUUUGAGCUCAAAAUUGAUCGUCGAUCAUUAUAUGGGUUUGAUUUUUCUUAG
This is a messenger RNA of Melampsora larici-populina 98AG31, 855 nucleotides long. RefSeq lists its product as uncharacterized. The record is from RefSeq and is a predicted model, not a curated record. Lineage: Eukaryota; Fungi; Basidiomycota; Pucciniomycetes; Pucciniales; Melampsoraceae. Gene Ontology annotation, molecular function: oxidoreductase activity. The transcript has 9 exons. The coding region runs from base 1 to 855 and encodes 284 amino acids.